Messenger RNA from Prorocentrum cordatum, 605 nucleotides. NCBI's taxonomy places the organism in Eukaryota, Dinophyceae, Prorocentrales, Prorocentraceae. The record is from the annotation of a GenBank genome assembly.
AGCUUCCGCCGACGUGGGGGUGAAGCCGGCCUCCGCGCCCUGCAGCGACCGCGGGCAGUCGCUGCAGCCGGCGCCCACCGCACGGCGCGGUCGGCCGCGAUGAGCAGAGGGCCAUUUUGCGGCGCCCAUUCUCAUGGUGACCUGCACAGCCUGGACAGACAUCAUCGAGGACCGCACCGGGGCGAGGAGGAAGCACGGGCUGCCCGCGCGGUACAGCAAGGGCCGCUUCCUGGGCAAGGGUGGCUUUGCCAAGUGCUACGAGGUGCAGGACAUGGAGACCAGAGAGAUCUUCGCCGCCAAGAUCGUGGCCAAAGCCUCCGUAGCGAAGCCGCGGGCGCACGCGAAGCUCAGGUCUGAGAUCGCCAUCCACAGAUCGCUGGACAACGACAAGGUUGUCAAGUUCCACGACUACUUCGAGGAGGGAUGGAGAUAAUGAGUACGUGUACAUCAUCCUCGAGCUCUGCCCGAACCAAACGCUCAACGAGUUCGUGCGCAGGCGCCCCAGCAAGAGGCUGUCUGAGGCAGAGACCAUGUUCUACGCGUACGAGCUGCUCGUCGCCCUGAAGUACCUGCAUCGGCGCAGGGUGAUCCACAGGGACCUGAAG